AUGCUAGAAAACUUCCAUACAUAUUAUUGUGAUGUUAAGGACCUCUGCAAAUUAACCAAUCUCCGACAACUAAGAGAAGCAAGAAUGUGGGGGAGACAUGAGGAUAUCAUCAACUAUCUCUUCAGCAUCAGCAACCCAAAUCAACAGCUCCUCCGCCACUUUCCCUUUUGUAUUCGUGACUUCGAUGUUUUCUCUGAGUCGUCAACUCUUCUGACAGAAUUAUUGGGGUGUCACCAUCUUCAUAAACUGGAUAUACAGGGGCCUAUACGAGUGUUAGCACCACCUGCUGACCAUCAGAUGAAUAUCUCUUUGUACUCGAGCAGCAGCCUCACCCAGCUAUGCUUCGAGGGAUCUCUACUUAAGGAAGACCCUAUGUCGACACUGGAGAAGUUGCCUAACUUAAGGAGCCUCUACUUAGAUGAAGCCUUUGUGGAGGAAAAAAUGGUUUGCUCUGCAAGAGGAUUCCCUCAAUUAAAAUAUCUAGAACUCAAAGGUUUGCACAACUUAGAGAUGCGGAGAGUGGAUGAAGGGACUGUUAGGGGUUUUCUAGUUUUUUCAGGGACCAUGCCCAAUCUUUCUUCUUCGAAGUUGCAAGAAGUUGAAGAUGUUUGCAGAUGA
Camellia sinensis is the source of this 618-nucleotide messenger RNA. NCBI's taxonomy places the organism in Eukaryota, Viridiplantae, Streptophyta, Magnoliopsida, Ericales, Theaceae. The record is from RefSeq and is a predicted model, not a curated record.